Molecule: messenger RNA, 3252 nt
Organism: Nematocida ausubeli
Lineage: Eukaryota; Fungi; Microsporidia
Exons: 1
Coding region: 1-3252 (1083 amino acids)
Source: RefSeq, a predicted model, not a curated record
AUGAGAUUAGAUAUAAGGUUAGAGCGUAAAGAAGUAGCAAAAAAAGAAUUAAGAAUACAUAGAAUAAAACAAGAGGAAAAGAAAAGAGCUAUUCAAAGAGCAAAGUUAUACAUGCUCAUUGGGCUGGCUAUACUGCGCCAUGUAUGGGACAGAAUACUGGCCAUAGAUGAGCUAAGAGGUGUCUAUAUAAAGGCAGGUACUAUUACUGAAGGAAAGACCCGAAAUAUUAUAACAAUGCAUGUGCUAAAGGAAGAAGCCAGUAAUAUUGGUCUUAUUCACAGCAAGAGAUUUUUUUCGCCUGAGAUAAAGAUAGAGCACUCUAUAACAGUUACUAAGAAUGACUCUGAAGAUAAUUCAGAAAAACAUGUUCCAAAACACCCGAUAUACACCUACACACGAAACCAGAGGCAGGACAGGGUGCAUCUCAUUCUUCCGUAUGAAGGGGUGUUGCUCAAGUACAAGCGAGCGUACUUUACCACGCUUCUUGAGCUGUUCCCCUCUAUGCACGGGUAUGUAUCCAUAUGGUCAGACAGAGAAGACUCUUUUUUUUCUUUUAUUAACAGGGUAGAUGUAAAAGAGUACAAAUAUAAAAUACUUGCCUCUCUUUUUCUGCUUGCAGAGGGAGUGGAUGUACCACUGGAAAUUAAUAAGAGUGAGAAUGGAACAGUGCUGGUUCUAAAGAAGGCAGAUGAAGGCGAGCACUUCAGACUCAAUAUGAAUAUAGUGGUUAAAACUGGCAAAAAUGCAGAGUCUCUAGAUGUGUUUAAAAGGGUGCUUCAGAAAAAGGCAAUUGAUGUGGUAAGGUUUUUUAUACAGAAUAGAGAAAAUAGAGUUUUUACAGAAGAAAAAGACUGUUCCAGUUUUUUUUACUGUAAAGAGCAUAGGCAAGUUGAUUUUGUAAACAGCCCCGCCUUCCUCAUACAGACUUAUAUACGCCACUGCCUAGAGAGUACAGAGGAGGUAGUUUUAUUCAGGAAGAUAGUGCAUGAUCUGCUAAAUGAGUAUAUGGAGCAAGAAGAAAGCUUUGAAGGACCUCUAAUCAAGCGUUUUAAGCGUAAUCUUAUAAGUGAGUAUAUGGAGCAAGAAGAAGCCUAUUUAGAAGAUAAGCAGAGAAAACAAGAGCUGGCAGCGCAAGCAAAGGACAUGUUUUUUAGAUACUUUAUAUUGGGUAAGCAAAUGUCAAAUGAUGCAAACUACACGAAUGUGAUACAUCCGGCCAAAGAAACAAUUUACAAAUAUUAUGUGAAUCUCUCAACAGAUCUACUGUAUCUUGAGCCAGUUGCAGAUGUUGUUCCUGUUCCAAUAAAGAUGAACAGUUUAGUGUCUCUCUGUUUAGGGGCCAUGGGACUGCGUCUGCCUGCUGUGGAGAAUACCAUUAAUAAUGGUAUUUUCGAGCCCAUUGAGGGAUUUACUGACUACGGCGAGACAGUACUCCUGGGCCUGUUCUGCGCUAUUGCAUAUGAUUGUGAGAAGCACAUAUACACAAUUGACCACAUAAAGUCUGCCUCUAAGGAGCUGAAAAGCUUUUUCCAAAAGCACAGUGGCAUUUAUGGAGAAGUGUUAAAGGAAGUGCACGAUGAGUGGAACAAAGUAGUGGGUGGCCUAGCCAACAAGAAUAUACAAUAUAUGCGGCCAGACAGAAACCAGCUUGUGCCAGGAAUAGUAAACAUGCUGUAUGUCAUUAAAGAGAUAACAGGAGUGGGUGAUACAAAGAAGAUAGAUAAAUUUAGAAAAAGGCUAAAGAGGAUAGAGGAGGGACAGAAGAUUCAGGAAGUAGAGCUUAUUUAUGAGAGACUUACAGAAGAUGCAAACAAUACAGAAGAAAAGAAAAAUGAAAUGAAAUUACAAAUAUUAGGCGUGAUUAAUGUGAAAAGACUGAAUAAAAUAAGGAUCCUUGAAGAGGCACUUAAAGAAGAAAAAAACAAAGAAGAGGCAGAUGAAAUCAAGCUAGAGAUACAGGAACUAAUGGAUAUUAACCGAUUAUAUAAAAGUUAUAUUAAGAAAGAGAAGAUGCUGAAAACUAAACUAGAAAAUGAUAUAAACAAAUAUCUGAAAGAUGUAAUUAAACCAAUUGCAAUCGGUGUGGAUGUCACUAUUUCUAUAGAUUUUAUAUAUAAAGAGACUGUUAAAAAAAGCUGCAGUGAUAUUCUCGGGAUAUUUGCGGUAUAUCGUGGUGAGGAGCUAACCAAUUACUAUAAGUUUUGGUCUUUGUCAAAGUAUACUUCAAAAGGGAUAGAAGUGAAGUGUACAACUGCUUUUAAUUUACAAAAGGAGCCAUGCUCAUUAGAGAACAAACAAUUCGGGGCAUUUGAGAGGAAUGCACUUGCUCGGAUUAUAACUGAAUUAAAGAGAAAAAGUCGUUCUAACCCGAGUGGAUUCCAUCCCACUCUCUUCUAUCGUGAUAAGUGCGAUACUAUAGAUAUGUAUCUGAUUGAUCCUUUAAUGCAUAUCCAAAAUCACAAAAUAUAUAUUAUAUGGGCUCUACUGCUACAUGCAAUAGACAGAAAUCUUGACAGCGACCACCCUUUUGUGCGCCUGGCAGAUAACCUCCUGGAGAGCACUCGCUUCAUGUAUAGAGACAAAAAGAAUGAAAUGUUUAUGCUGCUUAACCUCAUCUCAGUAGACAAGUACUAUCCGCACAUAACCAUAUACGAGCAUGCGUAUGAAAAUGAAAAAUAUUUUGCAAAAGUAAUAGAGAAUCUAUUAGAAUUGGCAAAAAGUACAGCACUUGUGUCCCACAAACAGUGUGCUGAUAUAAUAACCAAACUAAUUAUUAAGUUGUUGAGGACUUUCCGGAGAGAUAAUAGAUAUUCAGGGUUGCAAUGUUUUUUCCUGCAAAACUGUAGUAUACCUAAAGCAAAAUCUUUAUUUGCCAAGAUUUUGACACUGGAUGGAAACACUAUGGAGUAUAUUACUAGAAUUGUUCAAUCUACGCAGGGAAUGGGAAAUGAAGACCCCGCUGAUGGUUGUACGGGAUACAUUAAUGUGCUUUUGAUGUGGAUUAUUCAGAAUGCAAACGAAUCCAGGUGUGAUAAUUGGCAGGAUAUAGCAAAAGAAUGCUAUAACUUAAUUGACGUAACCAAACUCAGAAGGAGCGAUUUUAUAAAUUGUUCUAUGAUAUGGAACCAUAGUAUAUAUAUACCAUCACUGUUUCCAUACCUAAAACCUAUAGUGUGCGUUGAGCAUGAUGCAGAGAGCGUGGAAAGGUUUAGAUCAAUUGAAGAACUAUUUAAUGAACUUGUGCAUUGGUAA